AUGUACGCGUCUGGGUGCAUAUACGCCGUCAUUGUUUUUGCAGCGCGCAAGCUCGGUGUCACGUGCGUUGUUCUGCCUGACAUGACGUCCUCCAUGUCGGAUGCAAUGUCCCAGCUAUUUUUGAAUCACUUCACUCCACCCUUGCUCCACCCCGUCAACACGCAUUGCUGCCUUUCACCUUGCGUUGCAGAGUCCAGCAUCCUCUUCCCUUGUCACAUCCUAUUCCUUGCUGCCACUCACGGUUCCGCAUGCUGCAACUACACUUACCAGCAGCUUUUGUUGUCUAUCAUCACACACUUGCCGUCGUGA
Messenger RNA from Bipolaris maydis ATCC 48331, 309 nucleotides. The record is from RefSeq and is a predicted model, not a curated record. Lineage: Eukaryota; Fungi; Ascomycota; Dothideomycetes; Pleosporales; Pleosporaceae.